UAUACUCUAAGAAUGAUCUCGCCCAAUUGAAAAUAGUAAACACAAUUUAUAACUAGAAUCUAGAUGCACGCACGAGGAGUAGAAAUAAAACAUGAACCCUAGUUCAUCAUCAUGAAUUAUAAUGCUUGACGAACCGCCUGCUGCUGCUGUUUGUCUCUCCAUUUUUGGUAUCAGGGAUGAUGAAACGAGAAGUAGAAGAUGUUGCGGAGUUGAUGCAUCACAUACAAUCACGGUUGCCCAUAGAAGAAGCAGCCCGCACGUGCGUGUUGUCCAAGUCAUGGCUACACGCUUGGUCAACCAUCCCUACCCUCAGGUUUUAUGUUCUCAACGAACGAAGAGGAAUGAGUAUGAAGUUAGUGGAUGUGGAACGCACUCUGAUAAGGAGUUGGCUUCUCAUGCUGAAAAAUGGAUACGCUCCGUGUCAACCAAAACUUGUCUUAAAAAGAUUUUCCUCUCAAUAUUCCCUUCGAGUGUGUGUGCCUUGUUUACACUGCCAGACGAGAUACUCUUGGGUGAGAACCUAACUACGCUAAGAGUUUUAGGUUCGCGAGGGACCGUUUCCGUUCGCAUGACGACGAGCCAUCAUCCUGUGAUCAAGUGUGUGUCCCUACGAGAACUGCACUUGGAUGGUGUGUGCAUAAGUGAAGAGACACUCAAUCUCAUAUUGUCGUCUUGUAGCUUGCUUGUGAAGAUAGAGCUUUCAAAUAUAUACUCUGAUUCUUGCGAGGGGUUCAAGACGAUCAAGGUUAUAAACCUUCCUUGUCUUUACGCAUUAAGUAUAGGUUUAGAUGGUUGGCAAUCUACUUCCUUGGAAAUUCGUGAUGUCCCAAAUCUUGGUGUUUUUAGCUACGACUUAUUUCAUUCAGCACGAUUGUGGGACCCACACCCUUUUCCAUUCAACUCAAAUGCACAUUCGAUAUCAUUAGGAAGCAAUGUGACACACUUAAUGUUAGGUGGUGUGAUAGCGGACAACGCGGGUCUGGACAUGAUCAAAUCAGGAUUUCCCUUUCUCAUGUGUUUGACGCUUUAUCUGACAUCUUGGAUGUUGGGAAGCUUCCAUUUCACAUGUGCUUCAAUCAAGAGAUUGUCCUUGCAGUCGUGCCCAAAAAGCCUUAUCGAUGUACAAGUGCAUGCUCCAAAAUUACUUUUUUUCGACUUUCAUGGCGACAUGUUGCCUAGUCUCUUGUUUCCGGAUUCAUCUCUCUGGUAUAUUAAGCUUUCACUCUCUCUCAACCUUCCUGUUGAUGCUGACUUUUUUCUUAAGAUGAGGGAAGCCCUCACUUUAUCACAAAAGUGCGAUCUUCGUCUAACAACUAGGAACAACUCUAAGCUGCCAUUCGACAUUGACAUCGAGGAUCUGAGAACAAGGCUCCUCUUUCCUCCUGCUACGAACGUGCAAAAAUUCGAGUUUCAAACAGUUGAGGACGAUUGCCUGUCGGACCGAUCCCCAUUUUUUGAUGCAUUCUUUAAGAUUUGCCAUCCCAAACACGUAUAUGCAAAGCGAGACAUGAUGGAUGAAUACAAUAAUCACUUUUGCAGUGUGAUGCUGAGCGAGAUGACGACAGGAACCACAUUUUGGUCUCAUCAUCUGAAAGAUGUUCAAAUAAGACGCCACAAAAAAUGGGAAACCCUAACAGAUUGUCCGAGAAGCUUUCUACAUGGGAACAUGCACUUCAAACUAUACUGGUGUUAA
Lactuca saligna is the source of this 1693-nucleotide messenger RNA. The record is from the annotation of a GenBank genome assembly. Lineage: Eukaryota; Viridiplantae; Streptophyta; Magnoliopsida; Asterales; Asteraceae.